Messenger RNA from Scheffersomyces amazonensis, 2134 nucleotides. RefSeq names its product pre-rRNA-processing protein ESF1. Gene Ontology annotation, cellular component: nucleus. Lineage: Eukaryota; Fungi; Ascomycota; Pichiomycetes; Serinales; Debaryomycetaceae. The record is from RefSeq and is a predicted model, not a curated record. The coding region runs from base 69 to 2090 and encodes 673 amino acids. Gene Ontology annotation, biological process: rRNA processing. Gene Ontology annotation, molecular function: RNA binding. The transcript has a single exon.
UCAAAAUUCUUCACUACGUAAGUUAAGCACAAACAUUAUAGUUUACCCAGUAUAACAGCAUAAGUACAAUGGCUAAGGGAGAUAAAAAGGGAUCUGGCAAUGAAAAUUCUGCCAAAGUACCGGUAACCAAAGAUGAUAGAUUCAAAUCCGUACAUAAUGACCCUAGGUUCAAUUUACCGAACUUGAAAAAUUUCAAAGUUAAGAUUGAUGAUCGUUUUAGUAAGAAAGAAUUGAAGAAAUUGAAUGCUGGAGCCGGUGGUAAGACAGUUAAAAUAGAUAGAUAUGGUAGAAAGUUGAAAAAAAGUGAUUCCGCUAAGGCACUCGAGAAAUUUUACGAGCAUGAUGAAGAGGAUGAAGAACAUAAAUCCAAGAGUGGUGAAGAAUCUGAAGAUUCAGAGUCAGAAGAAUCAGAAGAAUCAGAUUCAGAUAAUGAUAAUGUUGAAGUUGGACUUGAUAGAGCAAGAGGUGAAGGAUUAGAAUCAUCUUCAGAUGAAUCAUCUGAAGAAGAAUCUGAGUCGGAGUCUGAUUCCGAAGAAGAUAUUGAUGAGCUUGAUGAAGACUCUGAAAUUGAAGUUGAACAAGGUAAGCCAGAUGAAGGAGAACCUUCAUCGAGAUUUGCUGUUGUUAAUAUGGAUUGGGAUAAUUUAAAGGCAGUUGAUUUGAUGGCCACUUUCAUAUCUUUUGUUCCAUCUGGAGGUUCAAUUAAGUCUAUUACCAUAUAUCCUUCAGAAUUUGGGAAGGAACAAAUGCAGAAGGAAGAAAUAGAAGGUCCACCAAGAGACUUAUUUAAAUCAUCUAAAAACAAAAAGAAGGUUGAAUCUGAUUCAGAUUCAGAUGAUGAAAUUGAUGUAAAUAGUAAAGAAGAUUUAGAAAGAGCAGCUCGUAAAUUAUAUGAAGAGGAUAAUGGAGAAGAAGAUUAUGAUAGUAAAGCAUUACGUCGUUAUCAAUUACAAAGAUUAAGAUACUUUUAUGCUGUGGUAACAUGUGAUUCAGUAGGAACUUCUAAGAAUAUCUAUGAUAAUUGUGAUGGUACAGAAUAUGAAUCUACAGCUAAUAUUUUCGAUUUACGUUAUAUUCCUGAAGAUAUGGAAUUCGAUGAUUCGGAAGCAAAGGAUUCUUGUUCUAAGAUUCCUUCAUCUUAUAGACCAGAUUCUGGAUUUGUUACUGAUGCAUUACAACAUUCUAAAGUAAAAUUAACUUGGGAUGAAACACCUAAAGAUAGAUUAACAUUAUCAUCUAGACCAUUAUCUCAAAAGGAAAUUGAUGAAAUGGACUUCAAAGCAUACUUAGCAUCUGACACUGAUGAAAGUGAGACUGAAGAUGUCGGUUUAAAGAAUAAAUAUAAGAAUUUAUUAGGUGGAAGUUUUGGAUCCUUUGGAAAGGGUAAAGAUGAAGAUGAAGAUGAAGAUGAUGUAGAUAUGGAAAUAACAUUUGAUCCAGGAUUGAAGGAUACAUCAGAAGUUAAAGAAGAACAAAAGGAAGAUACAGAAGAAACUACAAUAGAUGCAUAUAGACGUAAAGAAAAGGAACGUAGAAAGAAGAGACUUGCUAAAAUGAAGGAAACACAAGAAGUUGAAAAGGAAGAAAAAGAAGAAAAGGAAGCAAAAGCUUCUAAGAAUAAUAAGAAGAACAAUAAGAAAUCCAAAAAAUCUAAUGAAGUGGAUGAAAAAUCAAAGGCUGAAUUAGAAUUAUUGAUGAUGGAUGAUGAAAACAAUGAUGAUCACUUUAAUAUGAAGGAUGUAAUUAAGGCCGAAAAGCAAAAAUCAAAGAAGAAUAAAAAGUCAAAGAGUGUGGAUAGUGAAUUUACUCAAGAUAAUUUUGAAGCUGACUUAAAUGAUCCUCGUUUCAAAGAAAUCUUUGAAAGUCACGAUUAUGCAAUUGAUCCAACAAAUAGUGAAUUUAAAAAGACAGAAACUAUGAAAAAGAUUUUAACUGAACGUUCAAAGAGAAAUCGUGAUGGUUCUACCAAUUAUCAUAAUAAAUCUAAUAAAAGACAACACAAAGAUAAAUCUUCACACGGAACAAAAUCAACCAAUAAUGAAGUGGGUUCAUUGGUUAAUAAAAUAAAGCUGAAAUAUAGAAAAAAUUAAGUAUAUAUAUAGUUAAUAAAAUAUUUUGGUCAGAUAUAAAUUAA